Messenger RNA from Brienomyrus brachyistius, 1533 nucleotides. RefSeq names its product LHFPL tetraspan subfamily member 6 protein. The record is from RefSeq and is a predicted model, not a curated record. The coding region runs from base 465 to 1067 and encodes 200 amino acids. NCBI's taxonomy places the organism in Eukaryota, Metazoa, Chordata, Actinopteri, Osteoglossiformes, Mormyridae. The transcript is spliced from 4 exons. Gene Ontology annotation, cellular component: membrane.
UACAGUAUAACCGAGGACUCACACAGAUAGUCGGUUGUGCCGGAGGGAGGUCAUUCCGGUCUGUGUCCACCCACAGCACGGGGAAGGGGGCGAUCUCGUUUGUGACAUUGGCUGAAGGGGACCCGGGAACGGAGCUGGGUCGCCAAGGGGUUAGUGACAGGCAUCGCUGUCCAUGCUCUUUUAAAACUCAAGCAGUUGGACCCGCGGACACCAGUUGUAUACCCCUGUCUGGAUGAUCUCUCCCUUUUCCUAAGUGAGUGUCGUCUUUCCUCACAACUUAACGGGUUUCGCUGAACGGAGACACUGACUCAUGGACCAGCUGACAGCGCGAGGACGAGGCGCGCGGCGCUGCUAGCAGCGUGCGUACAGAUGUGGAUCAAAUAAAGGGCUAUACGAAGGGAAGAGAAAAGCAGCGAGAGGAGCAGGAGGGCUCGAACCGCGGAGGGGGGGGCAUCGGCGAGGCCAUGGCGUCCAGCCUGACGUGCGUGGGCGUGGUGUGGGCGCUGCUCUCCUUCCUGAGCGCGGCCGCCUGCUGCGUGGGCUUCUUCAUGCCCUACUGGCUCCUUGGCUCGCAGAUGGACAAGCCAGUGUCGUUUGGCACGUUCCGCCGCUGCUCAUACCCCGUGCGGGAUGAGGAGCGGCAGGCCACGGUCAUGCUGGAGCAGUGUGGGCGCUACGCCUCAUUCCAGGCCAUCCCCAGCCUGGAGUGGCGGAUCUGCACCGUGGUGACAGGCGUGGGUUGUGGGCUAUUACUGCUGGUGGCGCUUACUGCCCUCAUGGGCUGCUGCGUCUCCGAGCUCAUCUCCCGCGCCGUCGGCCGCGCCGCCGGUGGCAUCCAGUUCGUCAGUGGUCUGCUGAUCGGGUCUGGGUGUGCCCUCUACCCCCUGGGAUGGGACAGUGAGGAGGUCCAGCAGACCUGCAGCAACGCCUCCGACCAGUUCGAGCUCGGCUCCUGUGAGAUCGGCUGGGCCUACUACUGCACGGGUGGUGGAGCCGCCACCGCUAUGCUGCUCUGCACCCUCAUGUCCUGCUUUGCUGGGAAAAAGCAGAAGCAGUACCCCUACUAAGGGAGCCCAAAACGGGAACAGUCACGGAGACCGCUAAAGGCAGACCGCUGGAGAGCCAAUCGGACUCCAUUUCCCAGCAUGCCUCACCAAGGACUUUUUUUUUAUAAGGGAGUUACCUGUCGGGCACACACUGUGUCGCGGUGCAUGUUUCCGUUAGGAACGCGAUGAAUUUGACGACUGUGACCUUGCAGGAACUGAAUACUGUUUUGACUGUGUUACAGACUGCGCUUUCCUACUCUAAAAGGACCAAUCAUCCUUUUGUAUCUGUCCAGCAAAAUACACAUUGUGUGUUUUUUUUUGUCACUCUUGGCCGCUGUAGAGUAUCAUGUCCCGUAAAUAGUACUUACAUUGUUGUGGAGAGAUGUUUUAAUUUAUUUACUCCUGCUUCUGUCUGUCCUGUAAUCGCCUUAAACACGCCAUCCUGUAUUAGAGGGACAUAAUCAUUUAAAAUACUUUUGGCAGUCCA